Molecule: messenger RNA, 954 nt
Organism: Iphiclides podalirius (scarce swallowtail)
Lineage: Eukaryota; Metazoa; Arthropoda; Insecta; Lepidoptera; Papilionidae
Source: the annotation of a GenBank genome assembly
AUGUCUAAACUACGACCAAUAUGCAAACUACUUGCAUUGUGGACAUUCGCAACAAAAUGUCCAUGUGCAUCGGCGAUCACCGAUAACUUACCAACAGUUACGGCAAUACAAUGGGAUGCGCCGUCGCCGUAUGACCCCGUAUGGCUCGCGAGUGUUCAGACUUACCCGCCUGUGUUCGCAGUGAAUGAGACCAGAUUAUGGUUUUGGGGUUGGGUAUACGAGCAAGAUGUGCAGUUCAAACUGUUCACGAGGCGGAAUCCUUUCGAGUUCCAAGAAAUCAAAAUAAAUGACACGGAUUCUCUGCGGAAUUCUAAUUUUAAUUUCGGCAAUAAGGUUAAAGUGCUCACUCACGGUUGGCUAAACCAUGGGUCCAGUCCCAUGCCUGAAUCGAUUAAGGAGGAGUUCCUGAAUUUUCUAAUUUCUGAGGGUGUCUCUAUGGAUGAUGUUCAUCUGAUAGGGCAUAGUUUAGGCGCUCACGUAGUUGGCAUAGCUGGAGCAUACGUAAAACAGGGACCUAUUGACACAAUAACAGGCCUCGAUCCGGCGCUGCCUUUGUUUACUUUGGGCAACAAGGACGCCCGUCUGGAUAAGCACGACGCGCGGCACGUGGAGGUGAUCCACACUUGCGGCGGCUACUUGGGCUUCGCUUCGCCACUGGGCCAUAUCGAUUUCUACCCUAAUGGCGGCACCAGGCAGCCGGGGUGCCGUUUCGAUUACAGAGGGCUAUGCGCACACAAUCGAGCACAUAUGUACUUUUCGGAAUCGAUUAUAUCAACUGUUCCUUUCACCGCCGUCCGUUGUAAGGAUUACGACGAGCUUUAUUAUAAUGGAUCAUGUGAGGGAACUGGGGAGACUCUCAUAAUGGGUGGUUUCGAUAUACAUUAUGGAAAAGAUGGGAUUUACUACCUUAAAACCAACGCGGAGAAACCUUAUGCAAUUGUAGACGAAAAUAGU